This is a messenger RNA of Trichoderma virens Gv29-8, 2166 nucleotides long. RefSeq lists its product as uncharacterized. The record is from RefSeq and is a predicted model, not a curated record. The coding region runs from base 1 to 2166 and encodes 721 amino acids. The transcript has 3 exons. NCBI's taxonomy places the organism in Eukaryota, Fungi, Ascomycota, Sordariomycetes, Hypocreales, Hypocreaceae.
AUGCCGGCCCCGUACUCCGACAAUCUCUACUCGGGCGAUGACAACCCCUGGGAGGACGACCAGAACGAAGCGCUGUCGCCCGCUGACGGCUACUUCCACGCGUCGUCUGGUCUAGAAGAGGCCCAAACGUCAUCGCCCUCCCCUCCCGUUCGGCAGCAGCGCCAAUCAGCAAACGUGCCUUUUGUGCCCAACGUCAUGGUGGAGGAUCCGACUCUGAACGAGGAUCGAGCUGCUGCAAAGGCGAGAGAGGCUGCCCAGGAGAGGCUGAUAAAUACGUCGUCGUCAUCCCCCUCCUCCUCUGGCCACUACCACAGACGUAGCAUUGACGAGGAGAUCUCGUCCUUUCAGCCUACAAUUGCUGCCGGCCAGGCGCCCAGGCAGUAUACGGUUCGUCGGCCAUCUGACGCGCCUCCUGCGUACUCCCCGUCUGCUUCCUCGCCACAGUCAUCUGGUUAUCAGACCUUUGCCCCCCCGCAAGCCGGUGCCGAAACCAUGGGUGUGCCUGAGGAGAACCAGAGUUUGCUUCCGCGACAGCCUGAGUCUAUGGGCGGAGCUGUAAACGGAGCUCGAGAACCUCUAUUCCGAAGGAUUAGAAACUCCACCACCUCUACCACGAGAAAGAAGAUUCGGACUGUCCUUGGUGUCCUCGUCAUCCUUUCUAUUAUAGUUGCCCUAUUUGGCGGCACCAUCGGUGUUUCACCCGUAAAAGCCCCUCCGACCAACAACCCUCCCCCCAACAUGUCGUGGCCCCCUAGGAACAGCAGAAACUGCUUGGGUGAGCCGCACAAGUCUUCAAAGAUAAACGAAGUCAUCAGCUUUGGCCACGGCAAGAAGCUCAGCAUUGUUCAGACGGUUGAGAGGGAGAAUGGAAACCGCCCAGGAAACAUCCGCACACCAAAUGUAUAUGGCGAAGUCAUCCUGCAGCCUGUCGACACCACUUCCACUGGCACCAUUCAGCUUGAAAUCAUGACUAAUGAUGAGACCCUUCGCGUCGACGUUGAGUUUCGUAAGCGGGACCAGCAGUUUCAAGUCAUCGUUCCCCGCUGGACCGACUGGAGUGAGCCCAACUGGCAGCCGUGCAUCCUACUUCGAAUUACCGUGUCCAUCCCCCGUGAAGCAGAGCUCGAAUCGCUCCUUGUCGAUUCUCUUCAUCUGGAUGUCGCCGUCAGGGAUGGCCUUGUUCUUAGCUCUGCCACUGAUGCCCAGAUCAAAACUGUUGCCGGAGAUGUUACUACUGGUCGUGUGUCGGGGGAUGUGGCGCCGUACACUCUCGCCUCCCGAAGCAUUAUCGUCGAGACUGUUAGUGGUGAUGUUGCAGGCUGGUUUCCGCUAUAUGACCUCCUCAAGAUUCACACUGUUUCCGGCGAAAUCAAGACUGACAUCACCCCGAAGCCGUCGUCUGAUAAGAAACCUGAACAAGCUGUGCUCAACGUCGACUCCGUUUCUGGAAAUAUCAAAAUCACCGAACCCGUAGGCUACGAGCAUGACACCAAACGUGAGGAAAAGUUCCCGCCGCGAGAUUACGUCGUUACCGUGUCGUCUGCCUCUGGCGACAUUCAAGCUGACUUGGCUUUUACGUCAACGGCAAAAUUUGAGACGGUGUCUGGCGACCAAAAGAUCAAGUUGCUACCGGUCUUUGGAUCUGGCUCCUCAGCACAACCCUCCAUUUCGACCGACACAAAGAGUGGACAGACUACAUUCAACGUCUUCGAGCCGCUGUGGAAGCACUUUGCCGCUAGCAUUGGCCACUACGACCCAUUGGCACCACCUGUUGGCGGCGAGGAUGAUACGGAUAGCGAUGAGCCUUGGAUCAUCAUUCACCCUGACGAGCAGUUAAGCAAGCUUCCCCCACCACCAUACAUGGACAUUAAGCCGAGCAUGGCUGCCAAUGGUGGAGGUGAUGACGAACAGCACGGAUUAACCGACAUCAAGUCUCACCAUGCAUCCAUCAGUGGAGACUUUAAAAUCCACUAUCCCGCUUCGUGGGAGGGAAAGUUUUCCCUGACUACUUUCUCGGGCUCGCAGGAUAUUCGAGGCGACGACCUCCACUAUAAGCGGACGGGAGGUAUCAUCAAGCGUAUCGAGGGAACCAAGGGUAAUGGAAGGUCGAGCCUAACUGUCGAUUCCAUGUCUGGCCGUGAGGAGUUGGUGUUUGGAGCUGCUUAA